This is a messenger RNA of Mustela lutreola (European mink), 1730 nucleotides long. It is a transcript of the gene DDI1, whose product is annotated as DNA damage inducible 1 homolog 1. The transcript has a single exon. The record is from RefSeq and is a predicted model, not a curated record. Bases 193 to 1413 code for a protein of 406 amino acids. Lineage: Eukaryota; Metazoa; Chordata; Mammalia; Carnivora; Mustelidae. Gene Ontology annotation, molecular function: protein binding; aspartic-type endopeptidase activity. Gene Ontology annotation, biological process: proteolysis.
GCCUCCUCCACGUUCCGAGCGGCUGAGCGGCCGGCAGGGAGGCUGGGGAGCGGCUGGGCCUCGCGCAGACGUGGGUGGCCCCGAGCCCAGGCCGCGCGAGAGGGGAGCAGCAGCACCACCGGCGGGACCGCCCCAGCCAGCCGGAGGACACCCCGAUGCCCGGUGCCCGCCGCGCCCGCCCGGGCCCAUGCCAUGCUGGUCACCGUGUUCUGCGUGCGGAGGGACCUGUCCGAGGCGACCUUCUCCCUCCAGGUCAGCCCUGACUUCGAGCUCUACAACUUCCGCCUGCUCUGCGAGCUCGAGUCCGGCAUUCCCGCCGCCGAGACCCAGAUCUUCUUCCUGGAGCGGCUCCUGGCCGACGACCGGCGCUCCCUGGGCUCCUACGGCCUCCGGGACGGCGACGUGGUGGUGCUGCUGCAGAAGGAGGGCGCGGGCCCGCGGCCGCCCGGACGCACGUCCAGCCUGGCGCGGUCCGACCCCGCCGGCGUAGCGGUGCCCGGCACGUCCAGCUGCCGCCCGCCGCCCGCGCCGCCCCCGCCGCCCCGCGCCCCGCAGCCGCCCCGCGUCCCACAGCCGUCCCACGGCCUGGGCUCUGGGGAGAAGAUGACGCGCGCACAGGGUCUGGACAGCCCCGCCCUGAUCCGCAGCCUGCUGCUGUCCAACCCGCACGACCUGUCUCUGCUCAAGGAGCGCAACCCGGGCCUGGCCGAAGCCCUGCUCAGCGGGAACCUGGACGCCUUCUCCCGCGUCCUCCUGGAGCAGCAGAGGGAGCACGCCCUGCGGGAGCAGGAGCGGCUGCGCCUCUUCACGGCCGACCCGUUCGACCCUGAGGCUCAGGCCAAAAUCGAGGAAGAAAUCCGGCAGCGCAACAUCGAGGAGAACAUGAGCAUCGCGAUGGAGGAGGCGCCGGAGAGCUUCGGGCAAGUGACCAUGCUCUACAUCAACUGCAAGGUGAACGGACACCCUCUGAAGGCUUUCGUGGACUCCGGGGCCCAGAUGACCAUCAUGAGCCAGGCGUGCGCCGAGAGGUGUAACAUCAUCCGGCUGGUGGACCGCCGCUGGGCUGGCGUCGCCAAGGGUGUGGGCACGCAGAGAAUCAUUGGCCGGGUGCACCUCGCCCAGAUCCAGAUCGAAGGCGACUUCCUCCAGUGCUCGUUCUCCAUCCUGGAGGACCAGCCCAUGGACAUGCUGCUAGGCCUAGACAUGCUCCGCAGACACCAGUGUUCCCUCGACCUGAAGAAAAACGUGCUGGUGAUCGGCACGACCGGCACGCAGACGCCCUUCCUUCCCGAGGGAGAGCUGCCGCCGUGCGCCAAGCUGGCGUGCGCGGCUGGGCAAGAAGAGCCUCCAGACAGGGAAGCGGCAGGUGCUAUUAAGCAUUCAGUCAAGGAUUUAGGACGGAAAAAGCGUUGAAAUGGAUUAUGAAUAUGCCACCGUCUUGAGGGAGCCCCAGGUCCCAGGAGAUUCUAAAACAGGGGCUCCCUGGCAGUGUAAUCAUUAAACACAUCAGUAACAACAGAACCUGGCUGGGGGACUACCUUGUGGGAUCCGCCCCUAUGGGACUCCAGAUUGUAUGAUCUUGGCCUCUCCUCAUUUCCCUUAUCCAGAGGUCACCAGGCCUCAACCCUGGGAAGGCUCUGGAGGCUCUGUGUGAUUUCCGGGGAACCCACGGAAGGACACAGGUCUCUGUCCCACCAGGUUACAGGGUGGGGAGGGGGUGUCCAAACCAG